CCAAGCGUAGCUUAAACUCUCUUUAAUUUCCACAAAGCUAAAACUUCAAUUCCCCGGCGGCGAAGAAAGCAUGCAAAGAAGAUUCCGGCGAGCCUUCACUUCCAUUAAAGAACACGCAUAUGUGAGUUACGCAAAGAUGGCCAGCGCCGGCGGCAUCUGCGACCUGGAACUCAUAGUAGUAAAAGCCACCUCUCCCGACGACACUCCCUUGCCCGACAGAUACAUUCACCACCUCCUCCGAAUCUUCUCCAUCUCCCCCACUUCUCUCCGCGCGUUCGCCUUGUUCUUCGCCAGGCGGUUCGGCGGCACGCGCUGCUGGCGCGUGGCACUCAAAUGCCUCCUCCUCCUGCACCGCCUCCUCCGCUCCUCCGACGCCGCGCUCCGGACCGAGCUCCUGUGGGCCAGGGCGCACCGGUACAUCACUCUCUACCCGUGCGAUUUCGUGGACCGGACGUCCACGUCAUCGUCGGGAGAGUACACAAUCUUCGUCAGAUCGUACGCGCGGCUCAUCGACGAGGCUCUCGAUCUAGAUUGCUUCUCCAUCAAGGAGAUUUCGGAGGAGGAGAAGGAGGACGAAGAAUUCUGUUACGGCGAAAUUCUGUUCAACAGAAUGAAGGAAUUGCGAGGGAUUUUGGAAGCGUUGCCGCGGAUUCAGAGCUUGAUAGAUCGCGUGAUGGAUUGCCGGCCGGCGGCCGCCGAGAGUAGCGUCCUCGUCCGAUCCGCGAUGGAGCUUAUUGUACGGGAGAGCUUCGCGAGCUAUGGCGUUUUCGAGGAAGAAGUGGUAGGAGUGUUGGAGAACAUGAUCCAGAUGCCGUACAGGAACUGCGUGGCGGCGUUUACGAUUUACAAGAAGGCGGCGGCGCAGGCGGAGGAAUUGAACGAGUUUUACGAGUGGUGUAAGUGUAUGGGGCUGUGUGGAUCGUGCGAGUAUCCAUUGGUUGGUAGGAUUCCGCAGAUUCAAAUUCUGGCUCUGGAGAAUUUCCUGAAUGGAAUGUGGGGGUUGAGUGAUUCGCCAGCGAAUGAGGAGGAGGCGGUUGGGAUGGCCGGAAAAGACGGAGAUGAGUGUGAUGGGAAGGAAAUUGGGGAAUUGAUAGAUUUGGGAUGUGAUGAGAGUAGUGUGGGUUGGGAGGAAUUGUUGGAUGCCUCCAUAACCAUGCCAUGCAUGGCUUCUGAUAAGGAAAAGAGUUUGACAGAGCAUAAUAAUAAUGUUGAAUGGCAAAUGCAAUUAUACAAUCCCAUUCAUCAACUGCAGCCAACAAGUCCUUUGCAAAUUGGCUCAUUUCCACCCACUCCACAGGGUGUUUGAUACUCGUAUUAAUUUGUAAAAUUAAAUUCACAUAUAUUUUUUGAGUGACGAAAACUAAUAGAAAUGAAUCUUAUUACUUUAGUUAGCAAAAAACAAGACUGAACAAACUGUACCUUGUGACCACAAUCGUUAUGGGUCCACAAUGUAUUGUAGACCCUGACCCGAAACGACGUCGUUUCGAAUGUUAGUCAACAGGUUAUUGGACUUGGCUGUUUCGAAUGACAUCAGGGAAUACCGUUUCAACUAAUGUCGAUGCAACUACACAGAAAUCAUCCUCCUAACAUUCGAAUAUAAAACAUGUUACAGCC
Molecule: messenger RNA, 1614 nt
Organism: Ipomoea triloba (trilobed morning glory)
Lineage: Eukaryota; Viridiplantae; Streptophyta; Magnoliopsida; Solanales; Convolvulaceae
Product: putative clathrin assembly protein At2g25430
Exons: 1
Coding region: 71-1306 (411 amino acids)
Biological process (GO): vesicle budding from membrane; clathrin coat assembly; clathrin-dependent endocytosis
Cellular component (GO): clathrin-coated pit; clathrin-coated vesicle
Molecular function (GO): phosphatidylinositol-4,5-bisphosphate binding; clathrin heavy chain binding; 1-phosphatidylinositol binding
Source: RefSeq, a predicted model, not a curated record